CUCCCUCCUCUGCAGGCAUCUCCUUGGACGAUUAUAUGUCAAUGAUCAGCUGUGCUGUAAUCACAGCUGCGCAGAGACACAUAUCCACCAGACAGGAGAGAAAUCAUAUAUUCAUCUGGACUACGGGGCUGCAGCUGCGAAAAUGUCUUCUCAGGCAGAGUUUGAGAAGAUGGCAGAGGAUGUGAAGAAGGUGAAGACGAGGCCUACGGACCAGGAGUUGCUGGACCUGUAUGGCCUUUAUAAGCAGGCCAUCGUUGGAGAGAUUGACACCGAAAGACCAGGAAUGCUGGACUUAAAAGGAAAAGCCAAGUGGGACGCCUGGAGCUCCAGGAAAGGAAUGUCCAAGGACGAUGCCAUGUCUGCCUACAUCACACUUGCAAAGGAGGUCAUCAGCAAAUAUGGCAUGUAAGGCUCGCAAUGAACUGAAGAGGCAAAAUUAAUGCAAAAAGUCGACUAACUCAAUAACUGAAACAAUGCUGCUGUCUCUAUGACAAGUAGCCACCUGAUUUCAGAGGCCAUAAUUAUGCAGGAUGAAGUGUAACUUAAAUUUUUAUUAUAUUUUUUUUUUAAUAUCUUUUUUAUGAUCUAUCUUCUUUUUUUACAUAGAUUACUAAUUGAACAACUUAUAUGCUUCCUUUAAGGUUAGAAAUAUUGAAUUUGCUAAUUGCUAUUUUAUCUGAUCUAUGUAGUUUAUUCUUGUAAUCCACGUGUCAACAGCAAUAUACAAGUGCACUUUGAUAUGUAGCUUGAUUUCUAAACAGGACAAAUUAAAUGCUGUGAAAACAUGAAAAUAAAACCUCUGUGCACUGUU
Molecule: messenger RNA, 811 nt
Organism: Sebastes umbrosus (honeycomb rockfish)
Lineage: Eukaryota; Metazoa; Chordata; Actinopteri; Perciformes; Sebastidae
Gene: acbd7
Product: acyl-CoA binding domain containing 7
Exons: 4
Coding region: 143-409 (88 amino acids)
Biological process (GO): fatty acid metabolic process
Molecular function (GO): fatty-acyl-CoA binding
Source: RefSeq, a predicted model, not a curated record